Molecule: messenger RNA, 996 nt
Organism: Trichoderma harzianum CBS 226.95
Lineage: Eukaryota; Fungi; Ascomycota; Sordariomycetes; Hypocreales; Hypocreaceae
Exons: 2
Coding region: 1-996 (331 amino acids)
Source: RefSeq, a predicted model, not a curated record
AUGGCUUUUCUGAGGAGCUACUUUACUACCAAACCAGCACUCCUGGAAAAGGAUGUGACUGACUUAAAAGGAAAGGUCUUUAUCAUCACUGGAGGUACUGGAGGCAUAGGUCUUGAGUUGGCCAAGAUCUUAUAUCAUGCCAAUGCGACCCGAAUCUAUAUUCUUUCACGAUCUGCGCAGUCAGGAGACACGGCGAUUGGGCUGAUCAAGACAUCGGAGGCUCCCCCGGGAAUGAAGCAACGAUCUGCUAAAGAUGAAGACACUGUUCGAUUCAUUGCGCUCGAUCUCGGCGAUUUCUCCAGUAUCAAGGCAGCAGCUGAGUCCUUCCUGAAGCUUGAAACGCGCCUUGAUGUUAUAUGGCAUAAUGCAGCUGUUAUGCUUGCGCCAGAAGGCAGCGUUAGCAAGCAGGGCCACGAGUUGACCUUUGCAACCAAUGUUUUCGGCCCCUUUUUAUUCCAGCAUUUUCUGACCCCAAUCAUGCUUCAAACAUCACGAAAUCCUGCUACGGUAAAGGGAUCUGUUCGAGUUUGUUGGGCCGGGUCUGGUGACAGCGUAGUACCGCCAGGAGAAGAUGGUAUCUUGUGGGAUGAUUGGAAGCUAAGCUCUCCUGAAUUUGGGGGCUUCAAAGGCCGUACUAUGAGAUACAUGCAGAGCAAGGCUGGUAACGCAAUUCUCGCAGCCGAGAUGGCCAAGCUCCAUCCAGAUAUCACCAGCUGCGCGUUUAAUCCAGGGGCUAUCAGGACGGAUAUUGCCCGUCACGCUCCAUGGUUCCUACAGGCUUUCCACAAUUUGAUGGCUCAUCCGGUACGAUUUGGUGCCUUAACGGAGCUUUACGCUGGAUUCUCCGACGAAGUUGCCAAGAAAAAUGGAUGCUUUGUAGUUCCAUUUGGCCAGAUCGGUUCAACCGUCCCAAAAGUGGAGGCUGGAAUCGCGGAGAGGAAUACUGGUAAGAGACUUUGGGAUCUGUGUGACGAACAUGUUCGAGAUUAUUACUAG